AUGUCUCAACCAACUACUAACACCGCCACCGCUUCCCUCACGGCCGAGUACGCUUCCCCCGCCAACGACGCCUUCACCGUCGCCACCGCGCUACCUUCUACCGACACCAACAAGACGAGCUACCUCGCGGUGCUGCGGGCUGCCGUCGUCGAUGCGCAGGCUACCAUAAACAAGGAGCUCACGGCGCGCAUGGAUGAGGACAAGGCGCGGGACGCGGGGGCUGCCGCCGUCGACGACGCCAAGGAGGAGGAGAAUUACGGCGAGGAGGUGCAGGAAGAGGAGGAUUGA
Molecule: messenger RNA, 288 nt
Organism: Cordyceps fumosorosea ARSEF 2679
Lineage: Eukaryota; Fungi; Ascomycota; Sordariomycetes; Hypocreales; Cordycipitaceae
Product: Gon7
Exons: 1
Coding region: 1-288 (95 amino acids)
Source: RefSeq, a predicted model, not a curated record